CGCUAGUUAAUUCUAGUAUAAGUUUUCUUGGAGGAGGAGGAGGAGGAGGUAAAUAGUGUGUAUUAAUGGACAUCCUUCACUUACGCAUCUAUUGCAGGUACUGCAUAUUCUCCACUGCUGGUUAACAUGGCUCCUUCGGUUCCAGCCUCUGCUUUCACCAUGAAACUCUGAGGAAUCCCCUCACUAAUCCUGACUUGUUUUUGUACUAACUUUAACGAUGCAUAGUCUAAGUAUGGCUGGAACUUCAUGGCUUCGAUCUUGUCGUCCUCUGGUGAAAAAAAACGAAAUCUGGUAUGAAAACCCAAUAAAAACAGUGGGUUACGUGUUCAUUUAAUUCAAGUUAAAUCCACAAAAUGAAACUGGAGCCAAACUAGGGCAGAUUGGGAAAAAAAUAGUAAUGGCAAGCCCAAAUCUUGGCCAGCAGCCGGGUAUUUCGGUGUCAACAGAAACUGCCUCUGAUACAUCAAGACAGAAACUGCUGCUGAUAUACUGCCACACUUCAAAGUCAACUUAAUUAGUUGUUACAAAGAUUAAAGGCAGUGGCUUUGCUGCCAUAUUGUUUUAUUUUAAAUCUGCAGUCCCCUUCCACACCAGCUGGGGGCGAUAAUGAGCGUUGUUCGAUUUUUGUUUUACGAGAAGAAGAAGAAAAUGAAUCUGUAACCCGGAAGUUAAACUUCACAACAAAAAAAUUGCCGGGAAAUCUGCUCCGUGAAACCAUCUCAGUCAGCCAAUGGACUUUUUAUUAUAUUUGAGUAAAUAGUGCGUUUGUCUUGAGACUUGUGUAGAACCACAGUGUGUCUCAACGUGGGCUUAACAUGGACGAAUAUGACGAACUGUUCGAGAUCCAGGAUGAGUUCGAGGACCAGUUCGCAGACGAGCUGGAGGUUCUGGCUCAGAUGGAGGACGAAGCUCCCAAGGCGGACGGACAUCAGACUCGGGCUAAAGGAGACGACGUUUCAGACAUAGAGCACCUGCUGGAUGAGAAGCGCACCACUCCACAGGCAAAACGGCAGAAGCAGGAACAGGGUGUGGUCAAGCGGCUUUUCAGCAAAUCACCAACUCAAGAGAACAAAGUCCCAUCGCAGAAUGCUGACGUCACACCCCCAUCCUCUCCAGAGCAGUAUGAACCAUCUCGCACCUUCAGGUCUACUCCUGCUGUGUUGGACAUCAGUGGCUUUGAUACAAUCCCAGAGACGCCCUGGCGACCUCCUACAGCGGUGCCAGCAUCUCUGUGUGUGCUGAAGCGACCUCCGUUAGAUGGAGAGUACAUCAGUGUGACGGACUCGUCAGGGAGUCGGGUCUACCUCAGACAGAAAGAAGAAUUAGGGACAAAGGUAGUGGAUACCAGAGUGGCACCAAACUCCCAGGGUGCACUGGGGCUGCUGGCGGUGCCAAUAAGGGUGCUGAGAGAGGAAGAAAAUGAGAGGCGCCAUCAGCAGGUUGUGUUGGAAUCGCAGCGCCUCACAGAGCUGCUUGCCAGCCGUGUGAACGAUGGGCUUGUUGAGUCUGAGAGCCGAGGAGAUGAAGAUCAUGAAGAUCCUGAAGAUCCUGAUGACACAGAAGGUCGAAGGUCGCGUCUCUGGGUCGACAGAUUUUCUCCCCGACACUACACAGAGCUACUCAGUGAUGAUUUUACCAACCGCUGUCUGCUCAAGUGGCUGAAGCUUUGGGACACUGUUGUGUUUGGAAGAGAGAGGAAGUCCCGCCCUGUCCGCCCUGAAAGACAGCCUGCCCAACAACAAUACUCGUUCAAACCCAACCAAGGCAACCAGAAUCCAAUUCGCUUCAAGACCAAGAUAGAGAUGACUGAGGAGAUACUGGAGGCGGAACUGGAUCAGUACAAACGACCCAAAUACAAGGUAACAUUGUUGUCUGGGCCUCCAGGUUUGGGGAAGACCACCCUGGCUCAUGUUAUCGCCAAACACGCUGGAUACAAUGUGGUGGAAAUCAAUGCCAGUGAUGACCGCAGUGCAGAGGUUUUCCAGAAACGCAUCGACACAGCGACGCAGAUGAAGUCCGUGCUGGGAGGCAACGAGAGACCAAACUGUCUCAUUAUUGAUGAGAUUGAUGGAGCGCCGGCGGCUGCCAUCAGCAUUCUGUUAGCAACUCUGAACAGGAAAGACGGCCAUGGUGGCGAGAGCGGAACAGAGACUGCGAAGAAGAAAAAGAAGAAGGAGUCCAUCCUGCUUCGACCAAUCAUCUGCAUCUGUAACGACCUUUAUGUUCCAGCGCUCCGGCCUCUCAGGCUGCAGGCCUUCCUCCUGGCUUUCCCUCAGACUCAGCCUUCCCGCCUCGCACAGAGACUGGCUGAGAUUUCUCUCCAUCAGGGGAUGAAGACGGACACUGGCACUCUGAUGUCCCUGUGUGAGAAGACAGACAACGACAUCAGGUCUUGCAUCAACACACUGCAGUUCCUGCACGGCCGUGGCCACAAGCAGCUCAACACCAAGACGAUCCAGUGCGUCUCUGUGGGACAGAAGGAUCAGAACAAAGGCUUGUUCCAUCUGUGGCAGGAGAUCUUCCAGUUACCACGAACAAAACGGAAACGCAUUGGGGAAGGGUUUGACGGGACACCAGGCCCAGGAGUGGGAGCUCAGAGGUUUCAGCACAUUCUACACUUGUCUUCAUCCAGUGGAGAGUAUGAGAAGGUUUCUCAGGGUCUGUAUGAUAAUUAUCUGUCCAUGCGCGUGAGGGACCCCAACAUGGACGGUGUGUGCGAGGCUCUGGAUUGGCUCUCGUUCUCAGACCGGUUAAACCAACAGAUUCUGCACAACCAGAACUUCUCCCUGAUGAGAUACCUGCCCUUCCUGUCCGUCACGUUCCACUUCCUGUUCGCCAACACGCACGUGCCCCGCAUCAGUUAUCCCCACAGCCAGUACGAGGCCACCACCCGUCUCCUCGCCAGUAGGAACGCCUUGUCCUCCAUGUUGGCUGAUAUCCCACCAUCCAUCAGAACCAGGAUCAGCCACCUCAGUCUGUCUCUUGACAUUCUCACGCUGCUCCUCAACAUCAUCAGUCCAAAACUACGGCCUGUGAAUCCUCAGCUGUUCAGCAGCAGAGAGAAGGAGCAGAUGCGGGAGCUGAUCAACACCAUGUUGGCCUACAACCUCUCCUACAGGCAGGACCGUACGCCUGAGGGCCAGUACACAUACGUGCUGGAGCCGCGUGUUGAGGAGGUUGUGAGGUUUCCGGGCCUGCCACCACAUCGCCAGCUGACUUAUCAGGCCAAACAAACCAUCAGCCGGGAGAUGGAUCAAGAACGGAUGAGGAGAGCUGAGCAACUGAUGCUACAGCGAAACCCUGCAGCGCUGCAGAAAAAGGAAGAAAAAAAGAGCGCUGGUCAAACAUCAACCAGUAACCAUCAGCAGAGGCUGGAGACCAUUGUCAAACAGACCACAGUGGAGAUCAGGCCGGAGGUGGAUUUCUUCGGUCGCACCGUCGCCCCCAAACCUCAGAGAACCCAGCUGUCCUCAGACACAGUUCUAGGGGAGAAAUGUCCGGUUCUUGCGAUGGGAGCCGCGGUGGGAAACAGUGACGUGUGGUUCCGGUUCAACGAGGGCAUGUCCAACGCUGUCAGGCGAAAUGUUUACAUCAGAGAACUACUGUAACACACUGGCAUUACACACACGCACACACACACUCUCUUUAUUUGACCUUUGUUGUAUGUACCUUUUUGAAUGAUUCCAAAAUCCAUCUGUUAAAUUCAAAACAGUCUUUAUUUUUGAUUGACAGUGUAAAGAGCCAAUAAAAACGUGGUGUUGAACAUUUCUCAGCAGUCCGUCAAAACAAAACUCCAUAGAGCUACUCAGUGCUGUACACACACACGCACAUGCACGCACGCACACACACACAGUAUUCUAAACAUAAAUUAACAGCAUUCAGGAGUCUCCAAAUAAAUAAAUAAGAUAAUAGCAAUA
This is a messenger RNA of Pleuronectes platessa (European plaice), 3917 nucleotides long. It is a transcript of the gene chtf18, whose product is annotated as CTF18, chromosome transmission fidelity factor 18 homolog (S. cerevisiae). The coding region runs from base 816 to 3608 and encodes 930 amino acids. Lineage: Eukaryota; Metazoa; Chordata; Actinopteri; Pleuronectiformes; Pleuronectidae. The record is from RefSeq and is a predicted model, not a curated record. The transcript has 22 exons. Gene Ontology annotation, molecular function: ATP binding; ATP hydrolysis activity.